CCGAAGGAGAGAGGUCAUACCUAGCUUUGAUUUUGUCUCGUCUGGUGUUCUUGGGUAAAAAUCAGCACUUGUUAGGACUUUCGGAUCUCGUGGCAACAAAUGAUCUGUUUGAAACUGUAACUCCAUAAUGGUAGAAAUAACCUCUGCUCCCCCCACGCUUUUAUCGGCCGAACAGGCGGAGAAAAUUGUGAAGCAAUUGGCGCAAGUGAAACGGGAAUGCAAGCACGCAACUGACAGCCUACAGAGUCAGGUAGCUUUUCUCACGAAGCAGCUGGCGUCGACAAAGAAAGAGCUUCAGCGCGAAGGCGACCUUCAUCAGUCGCGCAUUACGGAACAGCAGGAGACGGUAAGCACGCAGGUUAUCUUUUGAAUCCUUUCCUUCGGCCAUCAUCAUGAUCAUCUUCAUCAUUCGGCUGUUUUGCCGCGCGUGUUGAUGUAUCUGCAGAUAGUCUUCAGUUGAGCCCUCUGCAUAGGUCUAAGAUUUUAUCCAGCAAAUAUACGCUUAUCUCAGAUUGCGCGUCAGGAUGAGGAGCUCCGGGAUUUGCUUGAGCGGAAGUUCGAGCUCGAACAAGCCCUGUUGGAUUCCUAUAUUCGGCUCGCUGAGGAAAAGGAUCGUGGCGACAAGCUGCAAACCGAGCUGCGGCAAAGCGAAGACAAACGCACCGCCGCCGAGCAGGAAACGCAGGAGGCGUUGCAGUUCGCAGAGGACACCGUCACCGAAAAUGUGGCUUUCCAGGAAACAACAGAGCGCAUGCGGGAGGAACUUCUCGAUGUGCAAGUUUUGUGUCGCAAGUUGACGUACUACAAAAACGUAGACCUCCCAUCUGCGCUCCGGGAGGAGGGAAUUGGAAUUGGAAACGAACACGAUGAAAAUGAGGAUGUGACAAGGAGGGAAACAGAGGGUGGGCUCUUUUUGCAGGAAGGGCAUGCAGAAAUAACUCCGGAGAAAGCCGAAACGAGCAACAACUCGGCUGUUCCUUCAAAGGAAAAAAAUAGUGGCGUCGAAGAAGACAAUCCGUUUGGCAAGAGCGACGACUUUGACUUCGUACGACGGGAAGUUCAGCGAAUGGAGGAACAGAGGGCAGAAGAGAUCGAUCGAUUGGAGAUGGCGAUCGAGCGCAUGGAAACCGAGCGCUUUCCACGGCCCGUUGUUGGCAGCGGAGAAGAAGAAGAAGUAGUUAACGCUUGUCAAAUGAAUCCUGUCGAUGCAGCCACAUCGGCAGGAGACGCAGACCUGCUUCUUGCAGAGAAGCAGAAGAACCCGUCAACAGAUUUAUCUUGUCAUGAAGCAUGAUCAAAGCAAUAACCUUGAAUCUGUAUCUGUGUAAAUGAAAAUCUUCUAAAUCGUGGUUUUAUAUGAGUGUUCGACGUGAAAAACGUCAGAAGACAGACAUCGAUGUAAAAAUUAUUUGAUUUUUUGCAACUGUGUCCUUUCGACUACAGGCUUGCAACUAAAAAGCAAAUAAAGUGCCUAGCAAU
Messenger RNA from Amoebophrya sp. A120, 1479 nucleotides. The record is from the annotation of a GenBank genome assembly. NCBI's taxonomy places the organism in Eukaryota, Dinophyceae, Syndiniales, Amoebophryaceae.